GAUUACACCAAGUGGUAGAAAUCCUAACGGUUUGUGAAAUCAAACGUUAGGUGGAAGAAAUCCCGAGUUUUGUGAAAUCAAAACUUCGGUGGUAAGAUAAGAGGCUUGUGAAAUCAAGUUCUCGAGUUGUAUUCGGAUUGUCAAACUCCGUUAAGUUUGACGGGUUAGUGAAGGCCUGGGCACGAUUGNGGUUUGUUUUCUUACUUUAUUGUAAGGGAUUUGUAUUCUUGGUGUUGGGAUUACACCAAGUGGUAGAAAUCCUAACGGUUUGUGAAAUCAAACGUUAGGUGGAAGAAAUCCCGAGUUUUGUGAAAUCAAAACUUCGGUGGUAAGAUAAGAGGCUUGUGAAAUCAAGUUCUCGAGUUGUAUUCGGAUUGUCAAACUCCGUUAAGUUUGACGGGAUAUAUAUAAAUCAUUUUUCGCCCCUACGCCACGACACUAUCGGGUGACGGUGACCAAGGCAAAUUGAUGUUCCUCUGGUCUUCUCCACCAACGAUCGAUGCUGACCCUAGCAAGAUUCAGGCAAUGGUGGUGAUUUUGACGGACGAUGAUAGGACGAGAAAGCGCAGCCACCCUCCACUCUCUGGUGACCAGGAGCAUGGCUCUUCUCCGACUCGCAAUCAACAACGACACAUCCUCCUAACGACGUUGGCAACUAGUAGUGACCUCUUGGAGCAGCAGGCAGGUCUUAACAGCAGCGGUGAAGUUAGAUUCCAACGAAGCCCUGGUGGCGAGUUGACAUUGUCCACGACGAAGAUGCUUCUAACCCAGGGUAAUAAUAAAAAGACGACUGGAGGGAAGCAGAAAGAAGAAAGAGGACAGACUUCUCCUAUUAGCAGCCACUGCACUCAGGACUCUCUCCUCUCCUCCAUGGGGAUGCUGGCAAACGCCAUUGCCAUAACCUUGGCCGCUAGCGCCGCCUCCAAGGGCAUUUCCACGGUUGAUUCGCAGGACAUCGAGUUAGGCAACCCGUGGUGGUUCGUCUACGCGGGCGUUUCCUGCUUCCUCGUACUCUUCGCCGGCAUCAUGUCCGGCCUCACCUUGGGCUUGAUGUCUCUCGGUCCCGUCGACCUCGAAGUUCUCCGGCGCAGCGGAACCUCUUCCGAGAAGAAGCAAGCUGCAACCAUUCUGCCCGUAGUUAAAAAACAGCACCAGCUUCUUGUUACCUUGCUUUUGUGUAAUGCUGCUUCCAUGGAGGCUCUUCCCAUAUACUUGGACAAACUUUUUCAUCCGGUAGUUGCUGUUGUUCUCUCUGUAACUCUUGUUUUAGCCUUUGGUGAGAUUAUUCCACAGGCAGUAUGCUCUAGAUAUGGACUUGCUGUUGGUGCAAGUUUUGUGUGGCUUGUGCGUAUUUUGAUGAUUAUCUGCUUUCCGAUUGCUUACCCAAUUGGAAAGGUUCUUGACUUAGUAUUGGGACAUGGGGAUUCUUUGUUCCGGCGUGCUCAACUUAAAGCCCUUGUUUCUAUCCACAGCCAGGAGGCCGGAAAAGGCGGUGAAUUAACACAUGAUGAAGCUACCAUCAUCAGUGGAGCACUCGAUUUGACUGAAAAGACUGCAGAGGAAGCUAUGACUCCCAUUGAGUCUACCUUUUCCCUUGAUGUCAAUUCAAAGUUGAACUGGGAAGUAAUAGGGAAAAUUCUUGCCAGAGGUCAUAGUCGUGUUCCUGUUUAUUCGGGGAAUCCGAAGAAUAUUAUUGGACUUCUACUGGUGAAAAGUCUGCUUACUGUACGGGCAGAAACAGAGACUCCGGUUAGUGCCGUUUCCAUCAGGAGGAUGCCUAGGGUACCAGCAGAUAUGCCCUUGUAUGAUAUUCUAAAUGAGUUUCAGAAGGGCAGUAGUCACAUGGCAGCUGUAGUGAAAGUGUGCAGGAAAUAUGAGACUCACCAUAACCGUGAGAGGGAGAAACUUGGAGACACCAAAUUUGGGAAUGAAAUUAAUGGAGAAUCACAAUUAUCAUUACCAUUGUUGAAGAAGCAUACCGAAAAGCCAGAAAGUAUUGUGAUAAAUGUUUAUAAAGGGCCACUGGAGAACACAACAAGUAGGGAAAGCACUCUGCAGCAAAAUGGUGCCGUGACAAAAGAUUCUACUGAUCUUUCUCAGGAUUUUGGCGAUGGAGAAGUCAUUGGAAUCAUCACUCUAGAAGAUGUUUUUGAAGAACUUCUGCAAGAGGAAAUUGUAGAUGAAACUGAUGUUUAUAUUGAUGUUCAUAGAAGAAUACGCGUUGCAGCAGCAGCAGCAGCUUCAUUUGUCGCUCGAGCACCUUCUUCUAGGAGGCCGACAGCCGGUCAAAAGGCUUCGAUUACAUACCAGGGAUGCCAAGGUAAGCGAGUAAAGGCAACGAUAAUGCCAGCUGAGGAUGAAUCAAACCGAUAAGGUGGGACUGGCUCAGGCGACUGUCUGUACUGUGUAGGGUUUUCAAAGUAAACAGCUUGGCCAGCUAAGUGUAAGAUGCCCAUGCCAGGUAUAUAUUUUUCCCUUGUGGCCUGCCUCGCAUAAAUCUCAACAUUAGAUGAAAUUUUCCUUCCUAACUAUGAAAUAUGAAUAUGCACCAGCUUGGCAUGUAAUAUUUAGAUGAAAUUUUCCCAGGGUUGGGUUUGAUUGUUCUCUGUGGUGUUGUAUCUCCAGCUAAGUGUGAGCAAUAUUUAUUUCCGUGAUCAAGAGUCACAAUUUGUCAUCAAUGCAGUUUUGGGGUCUACCUUUGAAAUCAAGAUUCUGUUGUCCU
This is a messenger RNA of Cuscuta campestris, 2722 nucleotides long. The record is from the annotation of a GenBank genome assembly. Lineage: Eukaryota; Viridiplantae; Streptophyta; Magnoliopsida; Solanales; Convolvulaceae.